Tripterygium wilfordii is the source of this 998-nucleotide messenger RNA. RefSeq names its product 36.4 kDa proline-rich protein-like. The transcript has 2 exons. Bases 99 to 731 code for a protein of 210 amino acids. The record is from RefSeq and is a predicted model, not a curated record. NCBI's taxonomy places the organism in Eukaryota, Viridiplantae, Streptophyta, Magnoliopsida, Celastrales, Celastraceae.
UUCUUUGUUUCCUUCUUCACUCCCAUUAUAAAACCCUCCUACACUAUUCUUCUUCACUCCUCAAUAACUCUUCCUUUCUUUCUUUGAAGAAAUUAAUCAUGGAGCCCUCAAAGGUGUCAGCAAUUCUCUUCAUUUCUAUGCUCUUCAUUUCCUCAAUCACACCAAUUCUUGGACAUUGUGGUUCAUGUGGAAAGCCACCACCAAAACACAAACACCCCAAACACCCACCUAAAAAGGGUCCUAUCACACUCCCUCCAGUCCACUUGCCUCCAUUGCCAGUCCCAAUUCCUCCAGUGACUACUCCUCCGGUGACCGUCCCGCCGGUUCCAAAAAUCCCAAUUCCUCCAGUGACUACUCCUCCGGUGACCAUUCCUCCUGUUCCCAAAAUCCCAAUUCCUCCAGUGACUGUUCCUCCAGUGACAAAUCCACCAUCAAAAGGAAAACCAUGCCCACCACCACCACCAAAAAAGGACACUUGCCCAAUUGACACACUGAAAUUGGGUGUUUGUGUGGAUCUUCUUGGAGGGUUGGUGCAUAUUGGCGUUGGAGAUCCUGCUGUGAAUCAAUGCUGCCCAAUUCUUAAAGGACUUGCAGAGCUUGAAGCUGCAGUGUGCCUGUGCACAACUCUUAAAAUCAAGGCUCUCAACCUUAGUGUCUAUGUUCCAAUUGCUCUUCAGCUUCUUAUCACUUGUGGGAAGACACCUCCUCCUGGUUACACUUGCUCCCUCUAGAUGAUCAAAGGUCGUCAGAUUUCAUGGAUGAACAGUUGAUAUCGACAUGAGAGGAUGUCGAUUGAGCCUGCUUUUAUCUCUCUCUCUCUUCUCUGGGUUUUCAAUUCAAUGAUUGGAAUUGUUAUUAUUGUUGAUGUGUUCUUUAUCUUUUGUACAACUAUUUCUUUUAUAGUGGGGAUUGUUUAAUGUUUAGCAAUGUGCUUGCUUUUCUCCCUUUGACCGAGGAAAAUGGUCCAGGAUGACUUUAUUUGACUUCACUUUCUUUGA